AUGAAAAGUACAAAUUCAAUGAACGAGGCCUGUAACCCCUACGAUGAGGAAGGCCUUCGUUCCAGUUUUGAAGGUACUGAUGAAGAAAUACACACUUUAAAGGACAUAAGCUUGGUUUGUGGUGAAGUAGAAGAAAUAGAGAUGAUAGUUGGUAACACUUUUAGUUACUCAAUCUUCACCAAUUCAUCACUAGUGCAGAAUUUUCUUAAAGUAGCUCCAGACGUGGAAGAUGUAUUCGCUUAUUGCAUGUGGCGCGGGCAAUAUGUGGAUUGUCGAAAUAUAUUUAAAGUUGCUGUAACAUUAGAAGGAGUGUGCUAUAAUUUCAACGCACUAGCGGCUAGUGAAAUGUUUACUGACAGGUAUCAAUCUACGGAGUUCCUCUCAUACUCUUAUAAGUAUCAGAUCAAUGAAAUUAACUCCAGAAUGCAAAAGGAUUACCCAAUCCUGAAUACUACAGAAAUCAGUAGGAAUUGGACGGUCACAGAAGGAUAUACUAAUACUGAUGAACACCCAUAUCCAAGACGAGGAAGGGAAAAUGGACCGUCUCCGGAUUUAGUGGUAGGAUUGAAGGAAGAUAAGAGGUUUAGCGGAAGUGCAUGUAACAGCAUGAGAAACGGUUUCAAGAUAUUCGUGCAAACCCCUGAAGACUUACCACAGAGUUCGCAUUAUUAUUACGCAGCUUUGCAAAAGCAAGUUUCAUCGGUUGCAGUCAAAUUUAACAUGUUAAACACAUCUGAAACAUUACGAGGAUACGACCCAGAGGUGAGACAGUGCUAUUUUCCAGAGGACUACAAGCUUGACUAUUUUAAAGUGUACACUCCGAGCAAUUGUCGUUUGGAAUGUCAAUCCAAGUACACGUUUAAAAAGUGUGGAUGUGUAUGGUUCAAUAUGCCCCAUCGUAAAGGCACACCAAUUUGCACAGGAAGAUUGGGGUCAUGUGUUAGUGAGGCUCAAGAUGAAUUGGCAAUGGGGGCAUUGGAAGCCGAUCUCGGGCUUCCCGAUAAUGGUAAAGCCUGUCGCUGUCUUCCAUCUUGCUAUAGUAUCCAAUACGAUGCUGAAAUAUUAAAGACUAGUUUUGACGUGCAAAACUACUUUAAACAUUUAGAGGUUAUAAUGAAUGACUCCUUUCCAUGGAUAAACGAUUAUGAACAUUCAAGAAUUGAAAUGUACUUCAAAGAACCAAGAUUUGUGUCGAUGCGGCGUUCAGAAUUGUUUGGAUUAACAGAUUUCUUGGCCAAUGUUGGUGGUCUACUUGGUCUUUUCCUGGGUUUCUCUUUACUAAGUCUUGUGGAAAUUGUCUACUUUGUCACUUUGCGAUUGUGCUGCAUUCUUAAACGUGAUUUAAGACAAGAAAAACUAAAUAGUGAGAUCAAAGAUGAAAAACUUUCUUAA
Hyposmocoma kahamanoa is the source of this 1392-nucleotide messenger RNA. Its product is annotated as pickpocket protein 28. Gene Ontology annotation, molecular function: ligand-gated sodium channel activity. Bases 1 to 1392 code for a protein of 463 amino acids. Lineage: Eukaryota; Metazoa; Arthropoda; Insecta; Lepidoptera; Cosmopterigidae. Gene Ontology annotation, biological process: sodium ion transmembrane transport. The transcript is spliced from 12 exons. Gene Ontology annotation, cellular component: membrane. The record is from RefSeq and is a predicted model, not a curated record.